CACAUAAUGAGUAGCGGCAGUGGGUCACUCAAGCGACCUCCUCCGUCUGCUGGCGGCUCGCAGCGAUCCACUCCGACCGGAACCCCGCGUCCCAGCCAAACCGCCUCGCCUGCAUCCACCUCCACCAUGCCAUCAGCAUCAUCAUCAUCAUCAGCAUCAUCGUCGGGCCCUGCCAGCGCAAUCGCCGUCGCCCAGUUCGCGGCCGCGCGCGCUCGUGAGAUUCAGACCAUGCUCCAUGCGCUGAACGAGCCCGUCAACGGCGGCGGCGGACGGCGCGUCUUCCAGACACUCCCGCGACACAUGCGUCGGAGAGCAAUGAGCCACAAUGUCAAGCGCGUGCCAAAGCGGUCGCGGUCGGCGGCUCAGCGCGAGACCGAGGCGAUCGCACGGGGCGGCGGCGGCCAACAAGCCAACAACGCUGGCGACGGACUGAGCGCAAAGGGACUCCCAGUCGCAAUGGCUGCAGAGUCUGCAACGACAGUGCGUGUGGACAAGAUUCAGCGCGAGACGGGCCGGUCGGUGAGCAAGCGUGCACGCAAACGCAUCUACGCGCGAAUCCGACGCACCAUCCAAGCCGUCAAGCGCCCGACUCGAAUGCGACGACGGAUUGCUGCGAAUGCACGUCAUCGUCACUUGCUCAAGCGUGCCAGGGCAAAAGGAUGGCUCGAGACGCACGUCUGGCACGCAAAGCGGAUGAAAAUGGCCGACCAGUGGGGAUUCCGACUUGCGCUGCGUUCUGCUCAGCGCGGCAUGCGUGCGACGCACCGCGCGACGCUGCAUUCUGUGACAGCACACGAUGCGUCGUAUCAUGGGAUAAUCGAGCUCGCUGGUCCGUUCCAGGAGCUCCUUUCGGUGCUGGGUGCGGUCAGCCACCCGACAGAUCCCAGCGCUGCGGACAACACUGCAUCUCCAGCGCUGACAGGCGCAGUAGCCGGCGAUGCGAUGCUGUUUGCCCCUCACUCCUACCCAUUGGGUGUCAUUGGGCCCUUUUCUUUUCUCUGGCGACCGGUGGAGCGCAACAAUCACGCCACUUCAAACACAGCAGCGAUGGACACGCGAGAGGAUUCGAGCUCCUGCAACACCACCACCACCACCACCGAGGAUCGAGCUCUUUGGAUGUGGUUUCAUCCGGCCUGCUUUCAUGCAGCGCUGCUCGCCCUGCGCCAGGCCGUCAAGUCUUCCCAAAGCAGGAACGUUCUGGUCUUGGAUCGGCGGAAGGAGAUUGUGCAGUUUCAACUAACAGGGCCGUGGUCACACGCUCUUUUGAAUGAAAUCCUGGACAUUCGGGAUGGCUUGAUUCUUCCAGAACAAAUCCGGUCGCUCCUGGAUCGGCGAGACCGGCAUCGUCGCCAUCCUCGGCGGCGGCUUGGCAGCACUAAUGUACCCGCAUCUUCUGAAGGAGGCAUUGCAUCAACGUCAACUGUAACACGAGAGAAGAGCACUGCUACUGAUCACGACGAGUUUACGAGCGACGAAGAAGAGGCAAGCGGGUCUGACGACGAUGCCGAGGACACCGACGACGACGACGACGACGACGACGAUGCACGCGCGCAAAAGCGCAAAGUCUCUGGUACCACUACAGUAACAACAUCCUCCACGGUUCAGACUACUGGCACAAUCGCAACAGCCUCCACAACCAAUGACUGGCAUGCUCGGCAACAGCGUCGUCGAAUCACUUCCCUGCAACGAUGGGAGCAACAACAGAACGAUCGCGCAGCGCGAAAAGCACAGCGUCAAUUGGCUAAACAAAACCGUUAUGUGCCGCAACAUUCCGCCAAGCGUCGUGCUGUGGAAGACCCGCUUUCGGGAGAGCCUCGGCGCGCGUCCUCGAAACCCACCUUUCAGCGUCGUCUCGCCCUGAAGCAACGCAUGAAGCAACUCCCACCCAGUGCCCUUUGGCAACCCUACUCGUUGACAUCCAACAUUGUCUGGGCGUCGCUGGCCACGUUGCACAACGCUGCCGCGCUUCCACCGCGAACCGUGUUUGCGCUUGACGUGCACGAUCCUCGCACAGUUCAUCGUUCCACCAUGCGCCGAGCUGUUCAUGUUGAAGAGCGCCGAGCUGCGCAUGCCAAUCCGAGCAACAUUGCCAACGUUGCGCGCGGAAUUCAAGCGCUCAACUCGAGUACAUUCAAUCAGCUGCUGCAACAUCAGCAGCAGCAGCAGCAGCAGCAGCGUGGCCACCAAGACGUCAACAACCCAGACUUGGCGCUAUCGUAUAACGGAGGUGCCUCCUUGUUGUGGGACAAGGUCUCGCGUACGUUUGUGCAAGACCACCAAGUGUCGGAACGAGAGCUGCACGAGCGCCGGCAACAGUACCUUCUGCCAAACAAAGCGACCAUUCACUCCGAGGAAGACACUCCAAUUCCGCUCAUCCUUGUGCAAACACCGGGAUCGAGCGGAAGCUCGGCGCAGUUUGUCAACCACGUUCGCAACGCUUCCACGCAAGCGUCGUCCGCGCCCUCCUCCUCGAUUCCAAAAACGCUGCGUGCAAAGCUCGAGAAGCAACGGCGGCUUCAGCUCGAGAGGCAAACACAGGCACAGGGCAGUCGCCAACAGCAACCAAAAAAGCCGGCGGUCAGUGCCGCGCUUCAACGAGCUGUGGCCGGUGCGCGGACGUGCGAUCGCCUGCAACAAGCCGCCGUCACCAAGUCUCUCAUCCGACAGGCUCUGAGUGGACCCGCAAUCGGGUACGCCAGCGGCUACUCGUUUUUUGCACCCGCCAAGUUUGGUUCUGCAUUCUGGCGGAGCCUCACGUAUGCUGGCGCGCGUGCGAUUGGCCAAGAAGAUCUGGAGCGAACUGCGCUCGAAAGUGGUGACCUCCAGUUCCCAAUCGACUUCCCCGACACGGUGGCGCAUCGUGCUCUUGCUCGCCAGCGAGCCAUGGCGUUGUCCGCCAAGCAUUCGCGCUAUCCGAAAGCCAAGCGCGUGAAUUAUCUUCGCAUUGGCACCCCUUCGCCGUUCUACGCUGCGUGGACCUGGCUGCUGGCCGUUUGGGAGCGGCGUGCGUCGUCGCAGCAAGUCGACGCUCUUGUUGGCUCAGACUAUGAUGCAUCUUCUGCCGUGUUUGUUGUUGAUCAAGCGCGCUCCAAUGCCAUCCAUCCCCGCACCUUUGCCGGCCGCAAGGCAGCGCAACAACGAGCUGCUGCACAACAACCCACAGAUACUAACUCUGACGGACAAACUCUUCGAAAGCGCAUCAUCUCGACCGCCCUUGGCGGAAUUGACAACUUUUCGUACUUUGUCCUGCGAGAUCGAGUUGCACUUGAAAUCCUCGACCAAGCACUCGGUCUCUCCCGCAAGUCUAGCGCGUCCUCGACGUCCGGCUCGCUCGACAAGCUCAAAGCCGGUCCUGUUCAUUCCAUCCUUGUCUGUAUCAAGAUCAAGAUGCUCUCGAAAGGGGUGCCGAGCUACAAUGCCAUGAUUUGCAUGCCGACCGGAGCCGAUUGCGCCGAGCUUGCCACCUCCCUUGACUUUGCCGGGCCAGUCGAGGGUAAACACACGGCUUCCGACCUCUCGACGCCAAGCGUGCGAGGCAAUAUUGCGGCUGCUGGUCGAACGGUGACCUCAACCCGCGAAAUCAUGGGAUUUGUGACGACAGGCGGCUAUUCGUUCACACGAGCUAGCGGGUUUGGCGUUGCGUUCUGCACUCUGGCGUCGUUGCUUGAGCUGGCGUCGUCAAGAGCCCUACGCGAUCCGAUGCCGUUCAUCCUUGUGCGAAAUCCUCGAUCACGUCAAUACCGCGUGGCCAUGUUUUCCAUUCUCGACUCGUAGCCGCUCAGACCGACAACACGUCGCUUUUGUCGAAUUCGAGUAUCGAGCGUGUGUGUUGUUUCAAUCACAUAAACUUUUGGGGUUGUUCGUUGCGUCAAUAAAGUCAAAAAAGACAAUGAAUUGGAUUGAAACAAUGGAACAAAACCGU
Molecule: messenger RNA, 3922 nt
Organism: Capsaspora owczarzaki ATCC 30864
Lineage: Eukaryota; Filasterea; Ministeriida; Capsasporidae
Exons: 3
Coding region: 7-3774 (1255 amino acids)
Biological process (GO): tRNA 5'-leader removal
Cellular component (GO): ribonuclease MRP complex; nucleolar ribonuclease P complex
Source: RefSeq, a predicted model, not a curated record